Molecule: messenger RNA, 2911 nt
Organism: Macrosteles quadrilineatus (aster leafhopper)
Lineage: Eukaryota; Metazoa; Arthropoda; Insecta; Hemiptera; Cicadellidae
Product: alpha-soluble NSF attachment protein-like
Exons: 6
Coding region: 112-990 (292 amino acids)
Biological process (GO): SNARE complex disassembly; intracellular protein transport
Cellular component (GO): SNARE complex; vacuolar membrane
Molecular function (GO): syntaxin binding; soluble NSF attachment protein activity
Source: RefSeq, a predicted model, not a curated record
AUGACAGUUUACCAUCUCGUGGAGAGAACGAUAAACAUUUUGUCAAUAAGUUACACAGCAAUAUUUGCAUGAAAUUCUUGUGAUUUGUUGUAAUAAAUCCUGCAAUUAACCAUGGCUGAUAACGAAGCCAAAGCUAUGCAGCUCAUGGCUGAAGCAGAGAAGAAACUGACUUCAUCCAAAGGAUUUUUCGGGCAACUCUUUGGUGGAUCAUCAAAGGUGGAGGAGGCAGUUGAAUGCUACCAACGGGCAGCGAACAUGUUCAAGAUGGCCAAGAAGUGGGGUCAGGCAGGCAACGCCUUCUGUGAGGCCGCAGCCUUGCACUCUAAGGCGGGCAGCCGACACGACGCUGCUACAAACUUUGUGGACGCCGCCAACUGCUAUAAGAAGUCUGAUCCUAACGAGGCCGUCAACUGUCUGCUGAAGGCAAUCGAGAUCUACACUGACAUGGGAAGGUUUACAAUGGCCGCCAAGCACCACCAGACCAUCGCAGAGAUGUACGAAACAGAAGCGGUCGACCUCGACCGGGCUGUACAGCAUUACGAGCAAGCAGCCGACUACUUCAAGGGGGAGGAAAGCAAUAGUUCGGCCAACAAGUGUAUGCUUAAAGUGGCCCAAUACGCCGCACAGCUGGAGAACUACGAGAAGGCUAUAAAAAUAUACGAAACUGUAGCGUCCAAUUCGCUGGAAAGCUCGCUGUUGAAGUACAGCGCGAAGGAGUACUUUUUCCGAGCAGCUCUGUGUCACUUGUGUGUUGACAUGCUGAAUGCGCAGCACGCUCUGGAGCGCUAUGUCGAGCUCUACCCCGCCUUCCAGGACUCCAGGGAGUACAAACUACUCAAGGUGCUGAUUGACCACGUAGAGGAGCAGAAUGCUGACGGAUUCACAGAAGCCGUGAAGGAUUACGAUUCCAUCUCCCGGCUAGAUCAGUGGUACACCACGAUCCUCCUUCGUAUCAAGAAACAAGUCAACGACAACCCCGACCUACGUUAACCCACCUCAGCGUCUGAUGCUUGUAGUCUAAGCGCAUGUCACGUUGUUUUAAAACCGAUCAUAUUUUUUUGUAAAACAAUAGAUCCUACGCCAUCGGUCUCAACUGUACAUUUCACAACGGGCACUGUACACCAUCGGCUACGGAAAUUUAACUUUCUCGCUGUAUUCGUUAAAGUUUAACUAAGCAUGUUUAGCGUAAGUGACUUAAAAGCGACUUGUGAAAAUUACAAUAUUGUUACUGUAAGUUGUUAAUACGUGAGAAAUUAUGAUUUGAAAACCAUAUUUUAUGAAAAUCUUAAGUUAAACAAGGCAUAAAAACCAACUGGGCUAUUUUCAAACUUUGUAAAUGGUAGAGGGGUCGAUUUAGUGUGAUUUUUGUUUGACUUUUCGUUUAUGGCCAAGGUGUAAUGACUGUUUUUGCUGAGUUUUACUCUGUUAUGUUUUAAUUCAGAAAUUUAUUGCUUUAGAAUUUUGUAUAAAGUGUAUUAUAUUUUGUUAGGAAAUUGCAUGAAUGCAGUAUUCUGCAUUGAAGGGGUUAACCGGAAAAAUUAGAAAUAUUGUCUCACAGAGCUGAAUUGAACUCCUACGCUUUAUGAUUACGAUGGUUAUAGUCGAAUAUUGAGUUUGUGUGGAAUGAGGGGGAUCAAAAACAGAUGAAUCCUAGGUUCUUAAGCCUUAAACUCAGUGUUACGAUAAUGUUUUGAAUCUCAGGCUUCACUUUGUUCCGCACAACUUUUACAGUUCAUGUAAAGGAGUGUAUCUGAUUUAUAGCGUAAUCUUAAACUCACAUAAUCAGUUUGGUUUCAAAUCAGUUCAGUAAAUUUUCUAGUUGUUAAAUCAAAUUUUUAUCUGGAUAACACAAUUUACCUGUAGAAGUGCAGUUGUUGUUUUGGAUUUUUUUAAUGAGUCUGGAAUUAUACAUUUUGUUUCAACUUGAAGGUUGAAUAACAACAUUUGUUAACCAACCAAGGCCAAGCCUAGUUGUGGAUGCAUUCUUAAUUACUUUUCACUAAAGUUAUUGUAUAAAAGAGAGUGUGCAAAAGAGGUGUUGAUAAAACUAUUUUUGAAACGUGUGCCGUUUUAGCCAACCUGUUUGAAAACCGGUGUGCAAUUUAUUUUUAAUGUAAACCUACUCUUUGUUGUUUUACAAUGUGUUGUCUUUCAUUAGUUACGAACUGCAAUCAUUUUGUUAUCUUUCAUCAAUUUUGCUUAUUGGAAAAACUCUGAAAUGUCCUUCAAAGUAUUUUUUUCACAAGUACUAAAUGUUUAAGAACAAUAAUCUGUAAAAAUUCAAUGGAAGAUAAUUUCUCGGCCAGUGUUGAAUCUUUUUUUCCAAUUAAAGGUAUAGUUUGGUUUCAGUAACUUACAAAUAUUCAAGAUUGAAGUGCCGUGAGUGAAGCACCCAAUCCUCCGCAUACAAUACAGUAAUAAGGCUUACACCUCAAAGAUAAUCUUGCGUAACUGUUUCAUUAACCAAGUCACCAGCCCCCACUGUAAAAAUAUACACUUUUUAAACUAAGCACGUAUUGUAGCAAAGUAAAUCUCGAGGUGUGAUUGCUUUUAUCAUCUUGCACUGCUCGAGAAUAUCUUUUAUAACAUUCCUAACCAAAUAUUACGGUUAAUAUUUUUUUAUCGAUUUCAUUUAUUUUCCAUAAACUACAGUAUAACUUAUCUACGACUCCUAAAUGUGUUUAGAUUAGAUAAUAGGACUUGCACUGUGUUGAUUCAAAUAAUUGUAUAGUUAUUCCAUGUAUAUAGUCAGUUAUCGGAAUAGUAAUAAAAUGUUUUUCGUUACUUGUUUGUAUGGUUAUACUUUGUACAGGUAAAUCUUGCCAGCAUUGUAUAAACAGGUCAUAUUUAUAUUAGUGGUUGGUGAGCUUGAAAUUCAGUAAUAAAAAUACUGGCAAAUCUCUAAUUAUCA